AUGCCCGACCAAACAGCCCAACCUCACGCCACGACCACUCGACCAGUGGUACUGAACCCCCUGACCAAUGCUUUCUCCGAGAUUGUUCGUGGGGUAGCGGACUCAUUCCGCACGCUUCGAUCGGAUAUCCAAGAGAGAUUUUCUCACCUCGAGUCAGAGUUGGAUGAGAAGAACAGAAUGAGAGAAAGGGCAGGAAAGAUUCACCUCAAUCUCCUAGAGGAAAGGGUCAAGGAGGUUGAGGCGCGUCUGAAUAAUAUGAUGGAGGAUCAGGGUAGACGAGAGGCCGAGCUACACAGCGAAAUCAAGGACCUAAAACGACAGAAUCAGUCGAUCCACGAUCAACUCAGCCAUCUCAUUGCUGAACGGAUGGCCAUCGAGACCUCUACCGCCCAACACGUCCCUCGGCCUACCUUCCAACCUCGCGCCAGCCGGGACCAGGCUCACCCUUCGCCUGCGGCUCCAAGCAAUCUCUCCCGCAGACGAGCCGUAGCACAAGAACGCGACCACCUUCAUGAUGAGAGGCUCUCUGAGGCAAAGAUGGAGCCUGGACCAAGGAUGAAGAGUGGUGACAUGAGAAAACGGUUUCGGAACGACGAUGAAUGCGAAUCAUUUCUACAAGACGCACGCCCUGCCCUAAGUUCGGCAACCCCCCGGUAUUCAGGAGUUGACUGCCUCCUCACCGUCGUCUCGCGAAUUUACAGUCACUUGAUGCUCAGCCCGAAUGGCCUUGGCAAGAAAGAAUGGUUUGCCGCAGCAGAGUCUGAGAACCCAAUCCUUACUCACGCUUGCGAUAUGUUUCGUCAAGGAGACCAGAAGGCCAACGACAUCAGGAUGGCGCUUUUUGAAGCCCUCUGUGGGUCUGGUAUUUCUGGUACUGAGUCUUUUCAUCAUUUAAAUCGUUCCCCACUGAUGGCAAGAACAUUUUGGGGUCAGAGUGAGUUGGUCUUGUUCGAUCCCACGUGGAAUGAGGAGAGCUUUGCAGAGACUCGUCUCACGCGACAACAAGAUGGCGAAAAGAGCCUGGUGCAAGUCUUGCGAUUUGGCCAAGAGACUGUGCAAGGUCGGCUUGAUGAGCUAUUCGGUAAAUACAGGUCCGAUGAUGGAAGAUCGUACAAUAUUUUGGCACCGUCUAGACCCAACAUUCUCAGGGUCGAGUUUCAAUACCACUCGAGCGAUGCUAGCCAUCGACCAACUUUCGACAGCUUUCGAAAGGUCGAUUUUCCGGUUUGGACCUGGCACAAUGAAGAGGGGGGUGCAUACUUCGAUACAACUGGACGGGUACCAUAUGUACUCAUUGCUGUGGUCCGGCACAGACACGAAUCAUUUGGCCAUGAUUUGAUCCGCACAUACCGUGCCUACGGGGUCGAAAUCCUGCCCGAAUACGAGCCGGAGACCUUUACUCCAGGUUCAUGGUCUCUUGAAGACGCUGGUCCGAAUACCUACACCCUAUUUUAUGGUCGAUUCUAUCCAGGGAUGCCCCUGGCACCAUUCCCAGAGGUGGAUAACCAGGUCAACGACAUCGGUUUUGAUCACCAUGAAGCGGGAUCUCCAUAG
Molecule: messenger RNA, 1554 nt
Organism: Fusarium vanettenii 77-13-4
Lineage: Eukaryota; Fungi; Ascomycota; Sordariomycetes; Hypocreales; Nectriaceae
Exons: 1
Coding region: 1-1554 (517 amino acids)
Source: RefSeq, a predicted model, not a curated record